This is a messenger RNA of Ceutorhynchus assimilis (cabbage seed weevil), 7505 nucleotides long. The record is from the annotation of a GenBank genome assembly. NCBI's taxonomy places the organism in Eukaryota, Metazoa, Arthropoda, Insecta, Coleoptera, Curculionidae.
CGAACGUACUGUAUUGGGUGUGUAGAAAAAACUACGAAAAAACCAGUUUUGCUCAUGUGCAUUUAUAUUCGUUUUCACCGGUUUUUUUCCGGGGAUUCCCCGGAUUCUCAACCUGGCACAAACAGAAGUCAGCUGACAGUUUAGUUCGCCAACGACGCAACUGCGACUUCAUUCUAACGCGCUAGUACUCAGUAAAAUUCAAUUAUUGUUCUUUUAAGUGAUAGAAAUUUAUUAGUCAGUUUUCAAUGGAAGCAAUAGUUAUUUAUGAGUAAUAGAAUUUUUGCUUUCCUCGCCCAAAUUGUUCAAAGUUUAGAUCGACAAUCUUUAGACCAUGGUCAAGCUAGUUAGGAUGUGAUCGAAGAAAAAUUUUGGAUGACCUUCUAACCUCAGUUUGGUUUAGUUUAGUUCCGGAUUUGCCAUUUCAUUGCCGGAUGCGGAUGAGACAAUUUUUAAUUACAAUUUGCAAACAGCAACAUUUACCUUUUUUGCUUAUUUGCAUGGGAGUUUGCAAUUUGAAAUUUUAAUUAGUGAGAAGCUGUUUUGCAAUUUAGGUAUUCCAAUUAUGUUCUAUUUGUGAUCAUAAAAUGUCUAAUUUUGAUCUGAAUGAUCUAUUAAGAAGAUUACCAGAAGCUAUUCAAGCACGUCGUGGAGGCCCUGGAGCUCUUCACUUGGAUAGAGGUGGUGGCAGAGGAGGCCCAAGAACAGGUGGAUUUCGUGCUGGGUAUGACAAUUUGGUGAGGCGAAUACCCCAAGGCGGAUUGGAAGGACAAGAUGGUGGACAGCGAAGAGAUCAAAGGGGCGGCAACCAUAAUGUAAAUCGCCCCAACGAUAUCCAAGGAUAUGGACGAGAUCGUAACCAGGGAAGAGGUCAACGGGGCCACCGCAGUAAUCAAAAUACUGGCAACGAUGGCCCAGAUCGUCCAAAUUUUUCCCACCAACAAAAUAAUAAUUCAGAACAUCGCAAUAAUGGCCCUAGACGUGAAAGAACCAUGGGAUUCCAAUAUGUUCUAAGUCUAGUAGAGAAUCCUGACAUACAACAAGUCAUGUUUGAAAUAUCCGAUGAUAGAAAAGGCUUUAGCAAACUACUAGACAGCAAGGAAUUGUCCAAUGAUUUGAUUGUAUUGUUAGUCAAAUUAAUCCGCAAUGUAUGCGAUUCGACAUUUCAGUCAGUUAAACUCAAUCUAUUGAAUGCAGCACUGACCAGUCGAUUUAUGGAAAAGUUGAUAGUUUUUAUAACAAGUAUUGCUAGUCAGACUGAUCGAGAUAAAAAAUUCAACAAACAUCUCUGGAAUGACCCUGACGAAUUUUGGAAUGCUCUACUAGAUAUAUCAAAAACUGUACAGGAGUUGACCCCAACUAAUGGCACUCACAUAAAGCGACUUUUGAAAACCAUGACAGUUUUUUUUCCUUUGAUUGAAAGUGAACAUUCAAUGCAUAUUUCAGAUAGUCUCAAGGCAAAAACAGUAAGUUUAUGUGAAUUAGUUGAGAAGACUAUAAGCGAUUUGGAAGUCAAGAAGCAACGUACACUCAAUGAUAUUCGAUCAGAUGACGAUUUGGAGCCUCCUGAUGAUUUUCAUCAGAUUCCAAUUAUUCCAAGUGUGCUAGAAGUUAUUUCGGAAGAACGUCCAUUUCUACGAGCCAAUAUUGUUGAUAAAGCUUAUAAAAGCAUCAAUGAUUAUUUGGAUAUUCAGUUCAGAUUGCUAAGGGAAGAUUUUGUAGCUCCUCUACGCAGAGGAAUUUGCACUUAUCUCAGAAAUCAGAACUUACCGAAAAAUGAGCAAAAAAAAUUAGACAGUAUCAAAAUUUACAAUCCCAUCAGAUUUGUGAGCGUCGAAGCAGUAAACGAAUGCAACUGUUACAAAAUGCGGUUCGAUUUCAGCAUGAAAAAGCAAAAUUUCACUUACGAGAAUUCUAAAAAAUUUAUGUUUGGAUCGUUGGUUUGCUUCACCAAUGAUAAUUUUCAAAGUUUGCUUUUCGGCAAGAUAGUUCAGAGGGAUGCAAAGCUAUUGGAAGCGGGACUAUUGAUUGUGGGAUUUCAAGGAGAAGUACAGGUUAAUUUUGAAACCGAUUACCUCAUGGUGGAAUCCAGUGUUUAUUUCGAACCAUACUAUCAAGUACUGAAUGUUCUCAAACUUAUGAAAACCGACAGUUUUCCUAUGGAACGAUACAUUAUAAAUGUCCAGGCUAGCUCUCGUCCUCCAGAUUAUUUAUGGACUCAGGGCGCAAUUUCCUAUACAAUCGAGUCGAAUACAAUUGAUCCGUUGAAUUUUCCCCAUAGAAGGUUUUACAGUUUGAAUGAUUCCCAACUAACUGCCUUCAAGGCCGCUCUUACGGAAGAGUUUUGUAUUAUACAAGGGCCUCCUGGCACAGGAAAAACAUAUUUAGGCCUAAAAAUCGCACACACUCUACUUCAUAACUCGACCGCGUGGUACCGACAAUCGCCCAUUUUGGUAAUUUGCUUCACCAAUCAUGCUUUGGAUCAAUUUCUUGAAGGAUUAUUACCAGUCACUGAAAAUAUUCUGAGAGUAGGAGGGCAGUCGAAAAAUGAAACUCUCAAACAAUACAAUUUAAACGUUAAAAGAACUGCAACGGGUCGACAAGGGCAACAUGCAGCAGUUGGUCAAAAAAGACGCGCCAUUAGAGAUUAUGUGGAACAAUCAAAAACUAUUAAUAAUAUUUUGAGUGAUAUUGAUGCCAAUGAAAUUAUAUUGAAUUUUGCUUGCUUUAAGAAUGUAGUUGAUAAUUUCGAAGGUUCUUGGUUUGAUGAGGCCAAUCCUGACGAUAUUAUCAAGUGGCUUUUGGAAGGAAAAAAUAAACGUGCUGCUGGGAAUAGAAAUAAUCGCCGAAAGGAACCAAUUAUGGAAGAAAAUGAAGCUGCAGCUGAAAGACCUGAGGACUUCUAUCAAGAUAAUGAUCGUGAAAAUGAAGGUCAAGACGAACUUUUUAGCGACAUUGUUACCAAACUUGACAGGCAGGGUCAUCUAAUAAAGUUGCAAAGUUUGAGAGACAAGCUAGAUAGGUGUUACGAGGAGCUGGAACGUUUGGAAACAAUGCCACGGCGAUUGGAAUUUUUGUUGCAUCGAGAAAAAAUUGAAUUAGAGGUUCAGGAAACUGAGACUGAUUUGGAGUAUCUUACGACUAAAAUGGAGUAUUACAAUGAUCCAAUGCACCGCACAAGACCACGUAAAAUUGACUUUCAAAAUCCAUUUACAAUGCUUCCAGAUAAGAGAUGGGAGCUGUACUAUUAUUGGUUAAAUCUUUAUGCUAAUGAUUUAAGAAAACAAUACGAAAAUAAAAGCGAAAUAUACCGCACCAUGUACCAAGAAUACAGUCAACUUCGCGAUAUGGAAGAUACCCAACUGAUGACCCAACAUUUGGUUGUAGGAAUGACCACUACUGGAGCUGCUAGGCUGCAAUCUACCUUGCAGGCUUUAAAAAGUCCAAUCGUAAUAGUGGAAGAAGCAGCCGAGGUCCUGGAAGCCCACAUAGUAGCUGCAUUGACUAAUCAUUGUCAACAUUUGAUUUUGAUUGGUGAUCAUUUGCAACUGAAGCCUGGAGCAGCUGAUUAUCAUAUUGAGACUAAAUUUAAGCUCGGUAUAAGUUUAUUUGAAAGAAUGGUUAGAAAUAACAUAAAAUGCCACACUCUUAACGUUCAACAUCGUAUGAGGCCAGAGAUUUCCAGACUAAUUAAACCUCAUAUUUAUCGAGAUUUGACUGAUCACGAGUCCACAUUGCAGCGAAAUCCGAUCAUUGGAGUUGAAAAGUGUCUUUACUUUAUUGACCACCGAGAACCUGAGAAUACUUGUCAAGACUCAAGCAAGAAAAACAUACAUGAAGCAAAAUUUUUGAUCGCCCUAGCUCGACAUUUGAUUUUGAAUGGUUACAAACCUGAACAAAUUACUAUUCUGGCUGCCUAUCUAGGGCAGUUAUUUGAAAUGAUGCGCGAAAAGAAAAAGUACGAAAACAAACUUCUAUUACAGGAUGUUCGAAUUUCUGUGUUGGAUAAUUAUCAAGGAGAGGAAAGCGAUAUCAUUCUAUUAUCUCUCGUCAGAAGCAAUGCAGACAAUAAGGCCGGAUUCCUGAGAAUCCAAAACAGAGUUUGUGUGGCUCUGUCCAGAGCCAGAAACGGAUUUUAUAUAAUGGGAAAUAUGUCGCUUCUAUUAAAAUCUGACAGUGAAAAUAAAAUUUGGGAAAAAGUGAAAGAAGUACUAGAAGAACAAAACGCUAUCGGUAAUCAAUUAAAUCUCAGAUGUCAAGUGCACCGUCACAAAUUGACGCAGGUUCGUUCCAGUAAAGAUUUUGUGAAGUUGAGCGAAGGCGGCUGUGAUUUGUUGUGCCAAGCCAGAGUAGGAUGUGGACAUAUUUGUAAGAGAUUAUGCCAUGUGCAAGACAGAGAUCAUCAACUGUAUAAAUGCAAUGAAAGAUGUGGCAGAUUACUGUGUAAUGAUCACACCCACCAGUGUCGGAAACUCUGCUACCAAGAAUGCGGUCCCUGCAGUUAUCUAGUAACUAGGAAACUGUAUUGCGGCCAUGUAGUGAGCAUAGCCUGCCAUAUCGAUCCGAUCAAGUACAAGUGCCAAGUACUGGUACCAACGAGGCUUGCAUGUGAUCAUGAGGUACCCAAGCCUUGCUUCCAGGAUCCCGAAGAGUUUGUAUGCCCCACUAAAUGCGAUACACGAGUGGAACCGUGCGGACAUUCUUGUUCUAGAUUGUGUCAUAUCAGGAUUGAUCCUGAUCAUUUGGAGUACAAAUGUCUAGAACCAUGCGCCAAACCGAGACAGGGUUGCAAAGAACCCCUAAACCAGAAACACAUAUGUCCCAAUUAUUGUUACGAAGAAUGCGAAGAAUGUACUAUUGGUGUAAUGAAAAUAAAAUCGUGCAGCCACAGGUUCAUUAUUCCAUGUAAGGAUGACGUGGAACAGAUUUUGUGUAAGAAACCUUGCAAGAAAAAAUUGAUUUGUGGUCAUCCUUGUAAGAGCCCAUGUUUUGAGGAUUGUGGCGCUUGCCAAGAGCUGGUUGAAAAAUCCAUCCCCGAUUGUGGACAUCCAGUUAAAAUAAAGUGUCAUAAGGCACCUGAAAGACGAUAUUGCCUCUCAAAAAUCUGUAACAGGCCGCUACCAUGUGGUCACAAUUGUAAAGAGGCUUGUAAAGAUACUUGUACCCAGAAAUGCAUGGAAAUGGUUGAGUGUAAUAAACAAACACCGUGUGGACAUAUUAUCAAGAAAAUAAUGUGUCACUUGAGAUUUGCGACCGAUCCCAAAAUGCUUCUCAAGUACUGCACAGAGCCUUGUCGUACAGAACUGGAUUGCAAGACCCGCGAGUUUCCGCACAAGUGCUCCGGCACGUGCGGUGAAUGCAUGCAGGGUCGUAUUCACAAGAGAUGCAACGAAAAAUGCGGGGUUCCUCUUGUGUGCAACCACGAGUGUCCGAUUCCUUGUCGACAAGCGUGCAAACCUUGUACUAGGCCCUGUCAAGUGAAGUGCGCCCAUAGCAAGUGCAAGAAAAAAUGCGGCGAACCUUGUACACCAUGUAUGGCCAGUUGUAAUAGAAAAUGUGAGCAUGUCCGGUGUAGCAGGGUUUGUGGAGAAAUUUGCGAUGUCGGACCAUGUAAAGAAAAAUGUCCAGAAGUUCGGAAAUGCGGCCACCCCUGUGUUGGUUUUUGCGGCGAUCCUUGUCCGAAAUUAUGCCGUGUCUGCAAUCGUGAAGAAUUGACAGAAAUUUUCUUUGGAACCGAGGACGCAGAAGAUGCAAUUUUUGUUCAGCUUAAAGAUUGCGGUGAUGUUAUAGAAAGUACAGCAUUGGAACGCCACUUAAAUGGAAAUGAGAAUGAAAUUGGAUAUAAGAAGUGUCCAAGAUGCAACACUAAUAUUUCAAGCACUGAGAGAUUUAGUCAUUACAUCAAACAGUCAAUUGAUGAUGUGAUAAAAGCCAAAGAAAAGUCUUUUGGAACAGCUUCAGAAAACGAAGAUAUGCGUUCAAAACUCUCUGAAGAAUUAUCAAAUUUGAAAGAGAAAUGUACAUAUGUGUCAAUGGCUUGCCCAUCAUUGAAACUCACUAUCAAUACCCUACUGAACCGUCUACAACCAGUCAGAAGUAAGCGCCGUCAACCCAUAAACAAAGUGGAAUUAAAUGCAAUUAAAUCGAAAACGCAAACCCUCUCAUACAUUAUCCAAUGCUUCAAAGAUGUCCAAAAAAUCUUCAAAAGUGACGACGCGUCAAUUGAACAGCUUACAAUGCUUUUGGAAGUGCUUUUACGUUCGGAAGAUCAUGUGACUCACCAAGAAGUCAACGAUUUGACAAUGGAAAUCAAACGAUUGCAAGGAAUAGUGCAAUAUGAUAAUAUUCACAAGUCAACUUGCUUCCAGAACGCUAUAACCAAAUCAGAUAUACUGAAUCUUAGAGAUUCCAUUCGAAAUGUUUUGUUUAAUAAUUCAAAAUACACUGACUCUUUGGAUGAUUGGAUUAAGCCAAAAUUGCGUGAAUUUGCCUUUAAAGUGAAUCCGACUUUGACUAUUAUUUCCGAUACGGAACGAAUUGAAAUAGUCCGAGCUAUGGAAUUAACCAAAGGACAUUGGUAUAAAUGUCCCAAUGGACAUCCUUAUGCUAUUGGCGAAUGUGGUGGUGCAAUGCAAACAGCUAAGUGCUUCUGUGGUGCACAAAUAGGAGGAACAGAUCACGCAUUAUUGAGAGAUAAUGCACUUGCUGGCGAAAUGGACGGGGCGACACGUUCAGCUUGGCCUGGACAUCUAUAUCGGGAUUAAGGAGAAAUAUCACAUGAAAUUAUAUGAUAGCAUUCAUGGCUGAAAGUGUUCUUAUAGGUUUACAUGUCUGAGUGCUGAGUAUGUUUUAACCACAACCAAUUUGAUAAAAGUCUCUUAUAGCAAUUUCCAGCUCUCAGAGUUGAAAGGAAAAAUCAAUAAUUAUUUUAGCCUCUUGCUUACCUUUAGUUUUGUCUUCAUUGCUGUGAGAGACUCUUCUUCAACAAACCAGAGAGUUUCUAGGGUUUUGUUAUUGAUAAAAAUAUGUUUAAUAUUACUAAUCCUUAGAUAACGGUUUUUAUUAUGCUUUUUUUGGUUAAAAGUGCUGAAUCAUUUUAGUAAAUGAUUAUGAUUAUUAGCUGAGUUGAGUUUUGGAAUCCAACAUAUGAGGAUUCCUGAAAUGGUUGAAAAAGUAAUCAGCGUUUACAAAAGGCAGUCAAUGAAUGAAUGUGAUAAAAUAUACCAAAUAAAGCUAAUAUUUAAUUUAAUCAAUAUUUAGUCAGGGGCAGAAAACGCGCUGCUUCCGCGCUUCCAUAAUACAAUACUACAUGGCAUUCAAAUUGUAUAAAAAUAAAAUCAAGUUUUUUUUUCUGUGUUUGCAACAAGACCCUCAGUAAUUUUUGCGGAAGCAGCGAGUUUGCAUACUUAUAUGGGUUUCCAAUUUCACAAUUAUCUUAUUUUAAAAUUAUUGUGUUCAAUUAUUUAUUUAUCUAUUAGAAUCAUGCACAAAAAUCUCUUAGUUUUUUU